Molecule: messenger RNA, 753 nt
Organism: Westerdykella ornata
Lineage: Eukaryota; Fungi; Ascomycota; Dothideomycetes; Pleosporales; Sporormiaceae
Exons: 3
Coding region: 1-753 (250 amino acids)
Molecular function (GO): lyase activity
Source: RefSeq, a predicted model, not a curated record
AUGCCAUUCGAACUUGCGAACCGCUACGCAGGAAAACACCUGAUCCCGCAACCAUCGGAUCUGAAACUGAAUCCCCCGGAAAGCUAUCUAUACAUUCAAGAUGCGCUCAUCAUCGCUUGCGGGGUUUUGUAUGCCUUGUGUUACAUGUUCUACAUGACCCGGACGUAUCGGGAUAGAUACAUAGCGGGGUCUGUGCUCUAUCUCGCCGGAACCAUGGCCUACGAGAUCUACUACGCCAUCACCACCACAUCCACAACCCUCGAGCGCAUCUGCUUCUUCGUGUGGUUCCUCAUGGACUGCUCAUUUGCCGCUGUAGCCAUCUUCUCGGCAUAUGCACCGAAUGAGAGAGGUGCAUUGUGCAAGAAGCUGAUUGCAGGCGUCCUCGCCGGCCUACUCUUCUUCCACCUCGUGUGCCGCAUGUGGCCCGACGAACGAGAGCAAGUGACUGCCUACUGGACGGGGAUUUUGCUGCAGUUGCCCAUCGGUUGGGGGCAUUUGUACUUGUUGUUGAAGAACGGAUCUACGAAGGGGCAGAGCUUGGAAAUGUGGAUUACUAGAUACCUUGGGUGUUAUACAGCGUACGGAGUUUUCUUUUGGAGAUAUUGGAAUGUCCCGCAGAAUUGGGAGUAUGUGGGCAGUACCCUGAGCGUUGCCAUUAUCAUCGUGACACUAGUUCCGGAGACAGUGUACCCAUUUGUGUAUGUGUGGGCGCACAACAGGGAAAGAGAAGGAGAGAAGAAGAAGAUACAGUAG